UUGUCAAUGGCGAUUCCGAUAACUAUAUCCCAUUGCCUCUUCCUUCUAUUUUUCAUUGCAAAGAUCACCUCGUCAUCAUCAUCGAGGAUUCGGCCUAGUACUAAUUCUCAUGAUACCCCCGUUGCUCUUAAGCCCCGAAAGCUUGCCAUCAAGCUCAUCCACCGUGAUUCCAUUUCAUCCCCGUAUUAUAACCCUAGUGCAUCCCCACUGGAACUCACCAGAAAUGACAUUGAGGCGUCGGUUGCACGAGCCCGGUAUUACAACAAAAGAAUCAUGGCGAGGAGAAGCGGUGCCUAUGUUACAAACGAGGAUGCCGGUGCCCCUCUUGUCCCUGACUUUCUUGGUUUAGCGUUCCUUGCCAAUAUAACGAUCGGGGAGCCAGCGAGCGAGCAACUUGUGAUGGUCGACACCGCUAGCACGCUCUUGUGGAUCCAAUGUACACCGUGCUUGAAAUGCCCAAGGCAAAUCCCUCUGUUGUUUGAACCGCUUAAAUCAUCGACCUACUCUAAUAUCCCCUGCACCCCACCUGGGACCACAACAUGUGCUGAUGUUGGGGGUAAGUGCGACCCAACAAACGGCUGCUUGUUCAGUCUCUCGUACUUUGAUGGGACAGAGGUGUCCGGGAACCUUGCCUCUGAGAAACUUGUCUUUGGGACAUCAGAUGAUGGGAAAGUUACCAUCACGAUUAAGGUCUUCGGUUGCACCCAUGAAAAUAGGGCCCCGACGAUUGAUAACCAGCUAAGCGGGAACCUAGGCAUAGGGUUGAUCUUCGGUGAAGGAGCGGUGUUUGAGGGUGAUGUGACGCCCAUUGUAAGUACACAAGACGGAUUCUACUAUGUGACAUUGGAGGGUAUCAGUGUUGGGGAAGAGAAGCUAAACAUCGACCCCAACGUGUUUAAACUGAGUUCCUCAGGCCAGGGCGGGACCAUCCUCGACACAGGUACCACGAUGAUGACGAUGAACAGAGGUGGGUACGACCCAUUGCAAAAUAAAGUUCAGAGCAUACUCAAUGGGUCGCUGCAGAGGACCGACUUCAGUAUAGGAGGCAUACCGAUGUUGUGCUACAAUGGAGAAGUGGACCGGGACCUUUCAAGCUUCCCAGCGGUCUCCUUACACCUCGCUGGUGGGGCUGACAUUGUGCUCGAUACACAUAGCAUGUUCCGACAAGUAAACGGAGUUGCCCUGUGCAUGGCGGUUGCUCCAGCAGACAACGUGGAGGGCAUGACGAUAAUAGGAGCCUUCGCACAACAGUCUUACAAUGUGGGUUACGACGUUGCUGCCGGGAAAGUUUACGUCCAGAGGAUUGACUGCGAACUUCUUGAAAGUUAAUAAUUAUGGUUUGUUCGGGAGAAGAAUAGGUUUAGGGACAUUUGGAAGUUGCCAUCUUUCCUUCUCCCUUGGGCACAGAUUAGUGAUCCCCUUCAAUUAUUGGACCUUAUAAUCAAUUACUGAUAAUCAGCUUGUCUAUGUCUCAUGCUUCUUUUCAAUAUAAUUUUGUGAUAGUUAAGGUGUCACACAC
This is a messenger RNA of Punica granatum (pomegranate), 1519 nucleotides long. The record is from RefSeq and is a predicted model, not a curated record. Lineage: Eukaryota; Viridiplantae; Streptophyta; Magnoliopsida; Myrtales; Lythraceae.